AUGUUCCAGAAGGUGGAGAAGAUCGGGGCGGGCACCUACGGUGUGGUGUACAAGGCUUGUCUCAAGCGCGCGCGCGGGGCAGCUGGUGGCCCUCAAGAAGAUCUGCUUGGAUGCGUGAGUGGGAUGGGGCCCAGGCUCCUGGAUGUUGUGCAUAGCCAGAUGCUCUAUAUAGCGUUUGAGCAUCUGAAUCAGGACCUCAAGAAACACAUGGACUCAUCUCUGAUCAGAGAGCUUCCUUUAAGCCUGGUCAAGAAAUAUCUUUUCCAGCUGCUGCAUGGUGUGAGGUUCUGCCACUUGCACAGGGUCAUCCAUAGGGACCUGAAGCCACAGAGCUUGCUCAUUAACGAAGCAGGAGCAAUCAAACCGGCCAAUUCUGUACUGGCAAGAACUUUUGGAGUCCCCGUGUGCACAUACACUCACGAGGUGGUCACUCUGUGGUACCGAGCCCCUGAAAUACUGCUGAGAUGCAAACACUACUCGACAGCUGUGGAUAUCUGGAGCAUCGGAUGCAUCUUUGCAGAAAUGGUAAAAUGGGUUUAAGUAGUUUCUUUCAUGAGCGGGUGGGGGAUGCAGUUGCAAAGAGAAGUGGGGAGGGAGGGACAAGAUGCAGAACACCUGUGGUCCCAUCCUCUGCUGGUGUGUGUAUUAUGGCAAGUCCACUCUGAGGGGUAGUUGAUCCUUAGCUGUAGGCUCAAAAGGCAACCUGUCACCAUCCAGGACCUGGCAGGAGGCAAAGAAGCCUCUGUAGUCCAGCUACAGUUCCAGUUACGUGAGUAUAUGAUGCCUCUCCCUGUGGAAGGCACAACUUCAGUCUUGCUGCUGCAGCAUUUUGAUCCUGUGAGGAGAUGACUCUUGUGCAGGUGUCCCCGCAGUGGGCUGCAGAGAACUAGCACUUCAUAUCACCCUAGAGUGGUCUCCUAGGGGUCCAUACUCCUCUUUGAAGAGCUCUUGUUAUCCCUGCAGUGUAACUGCAGCAUUAACCUGUAGUCUUAUCCCUAGCUCCCAAAGCCCCCAAGCUGUAGCUCGGCAGAGCCUGGGUAAGUAGGCAGGGAGGGAGCUAGCACUAGGAAGCCAGAGACAAAGAGCGAUAAUGGUCUGGAUGAAAGAGGCCAGCUUCAGGGGAGCACAGUCUCACGGAGAGGAGCUGGACCCUGCCUUUGCAUACCUGUUUUAAAGUCAAUUCAUUCUGUACAGGCAACGCUCAGUUGUUUGCUCUCUGCAAAUAAACGCUCGUGUUGCACCAACUAAACUGUUUGCAAAGAAUUGUUUCCUUUUCAAAGAGCCCUGCAUUACAAAAUAGAUACCUAGGACAUUCGUUCAGUUCAGAAACAUAAAUGAAAAUACUACAGCCCAUCUCAGCCAACAAACUGAAUUUCAAACAUUUAUGACCUAACCCUGCUACCAGCAAAGAGAACCAACAACAGCUGUGUUUAAAUAACUAUUCGAGCAAAGCCAUGGUGCAGGGCCAUCAUCCUGCACGUGAGGAGGGAAGAAGAGCAUCAGCUGGCUCCUUCGGAGCAACUCACAACCCUGCCAGAGAGCUGGGCUCUGGAAAAGCCCCAUGGCUGCAUGGUGCUUCCUAUGGACACAGCAGGUGGACAUGCUGAGAGCCGCUUUCUGCAGGCGAGGACCACUUGGUUGCAAAAAAAAGGAUUUGUUAGCAGGUAUUUUUUUCAGCAACGAGAGGCAGAUCAGCCUUCAAAGGUGACUGCUCAGCC
Messenger RNA from Cuculus canorus (common cuckoo), 1718 nucleotides. It is a transcript of the gene CDK3, whose product is annotated as cyclin dependent kinase 3. Gene Ontology annotation, biological process: protein phosphorylation; regulation of gene expression; G1/S transition of mitotic cell cycle. The transcript is spliced from 4 exons. The record is from RefSeq and is a predicted model, not a curated record. Bases 1 to 540 code for a protein of 179 amino acids. Gene Ontology annotation, molecular function: ATP binding; cyclin-dependent protein serine/threonine kinase activity; cyclin binding. NCBI's taxonomy places the organism in Eukaryota, Metazoa, Chordata, Aves, Cuculiformes, Cuculidae. Gene Ontology annotation, cellular component: cyclin-dependent protein kinase holoenzyme complex; cytoplasm; nucleus.